Messenger RNA from Closterium sp. NIES-67, 1534 nucleotides. The record is from the annotation of a GenBank genome assembly. NCBI's taxonomy places the organism in Eukaryota, Viridiplantae, Streptophyta, Zygnematophyceae, Desmidiales, Closteriaceae.
AUCCAUCAACCCCCAAACCUUCACCACCUCGGUCCUCAGCCUAAGUACUCCGGCAAUCUCUAGGGAACGAGAAAGCUUAGUGAAUACUACUCGCUCAUUGCUGUCGCUAAGUCCUUAGUCAAGGUAGAUUAAGAUACGCCGGCUCGUUUUAUAUCGUUCCCCUCACUAGUGUUUCAAGGCUAGGCUUGACUGCAGUUCCAGUAAAGUUAUACCUGGAUACGUGAUUUGAAGGAUUCACUUCCACUAGUGAGUUCGCCUAGACUUGACGAGCUCAUUCGACUUGGGAGUCUCGGCCGGAGUUUUCCAUCGUGACGCUGCUUGUGGUUACACGUGGUGAUGGCGACGCUUCAAAAUCAUCCGACUCCGCUUGACGAGUACAACAAGGAGAUGGGAGAGCUGAAGACGCUCGUAACGAAGGCGUUAGAGAAAAAGGGUGUCUUGGCUCGGCUCAAGGCGGAGCUGCGAGCGAGCAUCUUCGAGGUGAUCGACGACAAGGACAAGACGGCGACUGGCGACGAGCAGCGCGCCGUGCGAGGCGGAUGCAGCGAGCAGGCCAAGAACCUGCACGACUCUAAGACGGGUCACCUGCUCACGGCGCUACUGUGCGAAUACCUGGAGUGGGGGGAGAUGGACCACACGCUCAAAGUGUACCUCUCGGAGUGUAACCUGCCUCCAGUCUAUCCCCGCAGACCGAAGCUAGAGGACGAGCUCGGCCUGCCGUCGUCCAAUGCCAUCAUGACACCUGGCGGCGCCACAAGGCCGCUCCUGCACGAGCUGAUCGACGCCUACUUCACGCUCAAGGCGCAGGUCAAGUCAGGCGCCACAGGCACAUCAUCAUCAGGGGGAGGUCUGCUGUCGCGCGCCACUGCUCGCAGCUCCAGCCCCUCAGCCGGCCAGAGGUCCCCCAGGAGCACCUCCCCGCUCACCCGUGGCUUCAGCAGUGCGUUCGGCCGCAGCAGCAGCGGCGGGGGCGAACGCGAGCGGUCGUCAUCAGGCAGCCGGCGCAGCAGCAGCGGGGGCCGGGCAGCGGUGCCAGAGCCUGCUUCGAGAGGGGAGAGCGACACAGAGAGAGGCGGUGGGGGCGCGUUCUCGAAGCUCCCUAUCUCUUUGUUACGCGACAUUCCGUCGUCUAGGGAUAGAUAUUAGCUUUUGGGGGAUGGGAACCUGGGUUAGGGUGGCUCGUGUGCUUUUGAAGGCACUAAAAUGGGUCAGGGUUGUCGAUAUGGCAGAGGGCUUUCCGUUACGGAUGGUGUAGGAACGAUGCGGCUUUUAUAUGCAGACUCAGCAGUCGUUGGCUUGGAGCACGUGGGCCAGGAGCAGCAGUCAGGGUGGGGAAGUAGUGUCAGGUCUUGCAGGGGGUAGAAAAAAAGCUGGGUCCUCCUAACGUAAGGUGCUGCAAGAGUGGUCCUGUGGAGUAGAGGCUCAGCAAGAUGAGCCUGUUGCAAGAAAGAAAGGAUCUCUAAAAUAAGUUUUACUGUUUAUACUGAAGCUCUCUUCAUAUUGAAGGCUUCACUUAGCAGGGGUAGCAUGUACA